Molecule: messenger RNA, 1356 nt
Organism: Entrophospora sp. SA101
Lineage: Eukaryota; Fungi; Glomeromycota; Glomeromycetes; Entrophosporales; Entrophosporaceae
Source: the annotation of a GenBank genome assembly
AUGGGAAGCACCAUUAGUAUCGGCGAUAUCAGUGUAAAGAAAUAUUAUAAAAAAAAUAAAAACCGUACAAAUUUAUCAUUUUUGUCAUCUUCUUCAUCUUCUGAUGAUAAAUCUUUGUGUUCAUCUAAAAGUUCGGAUAGAAUCAAUGUUUAUAUAGAUGGCAGAAGAUAUCUUGAAAGUUCAAAAUAUUCUUUGCCGAAUGAUGACGAAGAGAUUGAUAGAAUGCACAUGCAACAUUAUAUAUCAAGAUUUAUUUGGCAAAAAAAUUUUUGUUCUCCUUUAGAUGAUUUGCUAAGAUACGGUGGCGCAAAAGUUUUAGAUGUUGGGUGCGGUGCCGGGACAUUUUUGCUUGAGAUGGGACAUGAUUAUCCCGAAUCAGAAUUCUUAGGAAUUGAUAUUUCGCCAAUGUAUCCAUCAGAAAUUAAACCUUCUAAUGUGAAAUUUGAACAAAUUGAUGUUCUAGAGGGUUUACCAUAUGAUGACAGCUCGUUUGAUUUCGUUGUUAUAAGAAAUAUGAUAACUGCUUUUUCUAUAGAUGAUUGGGAUUUUUGUAUACAAGAAUUAAUCAGAGUCACUAAACCAGAAUUUGAAAUACCUGCUUCAAAUAGAGGUCCAGUAGCGAAAAAAUUAUCAGAAGCAUCAAAAAGUAUAGAUAUAACUUAUUCAAAUAAACUCGAAGGUUUAUUUUCAUCUUGUAAUGAUUUAAUAAAUAUUAAUCACAAUAUUAAAUUACUUCCAAUGGGUACAUGGAAUGGUGAUGGGGUGGGUAAAAUCAUGGCGGAAGAUUUGGUUUUAUUGGCAAAAGCUUUUGAAUUUAUGAUGGAAGAUAAUGUGGACAAUAUGGUGAUUGGAAUGGGAAUAGAAGAAAUGUCAGAAGAGGAAAAAUUGCUUCAAAAACUGAUUAUGAAAAAAAAUGCAAAAAGUGAAAGUUCUUAUAUAGUCUUCAUAUUGCUUGCAGAUGUUGAACGUAUGAAAUAUAUAAUACAAAAAUAUACAAUGAUACAAUUAAGCAAAGUUGAAAAACAAUUAGAAUUGAUAUUAAAUAUGCCAGUGUAUUUACAAGAUUGUCAGACACAGAAUCAGUAUUUGCUAACAAAUGAUAUAAAUGAUCUAGAUAAUGAUGAAACUGAAGUGGUGGAAGAGGAAAAUAAUCAAGAUAUAGAUUUAUUAUCAAGUCAAUUGGAUCUUCAGAAAACAAUAUUUUGUUGUGCUAUAAGAAUGGUUCAUGAAAGCCAACUUCCUAAAAGUGAUGGAGAAAAUUAUUUUUUGGAUAGAAUGUCACCAAAUGAAAUAUAUUUAUUAAGAUAUUCUGAAAUCAAACAGUUAUUAUUAGAAGGUUACGUGGAACUUAUAUAA